UCACAUUGGUCCAUUUGCUCAGCGGCCCCUCCAUGAUAGACGCCAUCUUAGCACCGGACCGGCACCGCCGCGCACGCCGCGCGCUCGUAACAGAUGCAGUAAUAAACUACAAUCAAGUAGAAGAUGGAGCAUUCUGUGUCAUCCCCCGUCUCCAGCUACUGUCCUUUACAGAAUUAUGUUUUGUUUAGGGGAUAACAGAGAGGAAGAUAGAUGGGAGAGGAUCACCUUCACCCGACAAGCAGUCAUUCUUCAAAGAGGAUAAUUAAAUCAAGUAUGACAGUAAGUGCCAUUCUAUCGAGUGCAAAUCCUGUGUAUGAGAAAUUCUAUCGACAGGUUGAUUCUACUAAUGCUGGAAGAGUAUUAGCUUCUGAUGCAGCUGUUUUCUUGAAAAAGUCUGGAUUGACAGAUUUGGUACUUGGAAAGAUUUGGGACCUAGCUGAUACUGAUGGCAAAGGUAUCCUGAACAAACAGGAAUUUUUUGUGGCUUUGCGACUUGUAGCGUGUGCACAGAAUGGAUUGGAUGUUUCCCUGAGUAGUCUUAACUUGCCUGUUCCUCCACCAAGAUUUACUGAUACUAGUAGUCCCUUGCUACUCAGUGGAACAGCAUCAAGUGAUCUACCAUGGGCUGUAAAGCUGGAAGACAAGGUCAAGUAUGAUACUAUUUUUGACAGCCUAAAUCCAGUGAAUGGACUGUUGUCAGGGGAUAAGGUGAAACCUGUGCUCCUUAACUCAAAACUGCCAGUGGAUAUCUUAGGACGAGUGUGGGAAUUGAGUGAUAUUGACCGUGAUGGAAUGUUGGAUCGAGAUGAGUUUGCAGUUCUUUGGUGCCACCAUCCAAGAGAAAACCUCUCAGUGUUCCAGGAGCAAUGCCAUUAAUACCAUCUUCAACUAAAGAGUCUCAUCAGUCCUUGCCACCUGUGGGCAUUUUAGCUGCCAAAACACCAUUAACACAGUGGGUUGUAUCACCUGCAGACAAAAUUAAAUAUGAUGAGAUCUUUGUGAAAACUGACAAGGACAUGGAUGGAUUUGUGUCAGGUGUGGAAGCCAAAGAACUAUUCCUGAAAACAGGACUGCCUUCUGCUCUCCUU
Molecule: messenger RNA, 1088 nt
Organism: Cinclus cinclus
Lineage: Eukaryota; Metazoa; Chordata; Aves; Passeriformes; Cinclidae
Product: epidermal growth factor receptor substrate 15-like
Exons: 12
Coding region: 211-876 (221 amino acids)
Biological process (GO): endosomal transport; endocytosis
Cellular component (GO): plasma membrane; cytoplasm; clathrin coat of coated pit
Molecular function (GO): calcium ion binding; cadherin binding
Source: RefSeq, a predicted model, not a curated record